Messenger RNA from Amaranthus tricolor (Joseph's coat), 3289 nucleotides. Its product is annotated as calcium-dependent protein kinase 24-like. Lineage: Eukaryota; Viridiplantae; Streptophyta; Magnoliopsida; Caryophyllales; Amaranthaceae. Gene Ontology annotation, biological process: protein autophosphorylation; peptidyl-serine phosphorylation; intracellular signal transduction. Gene Ontology annotation, molecular function: calcium/calmodulin-dependent protein kinase activity; ATP binding; calmodulin binding. The transcript has 8 exons. The record is from RefSeq and is a predicted model, not a curated record. The coding region runs from base 1077 to 2921 and encodes 614 amino acids. Gene Ontology annotation, cellular component: cytoplasm; nucleus.
UUAACUUAAUCAAUAUUAAAUGAUUUAAUGAGUCGUGUGAUUUUUUGUAGGCCUAACAAAAUGAUGUGAUUACACGACUAGUCAGCAGAUCGUGCUAGGCCAUGAGCAUAAAUUUUUGGAGGCACGAUUAGACCGAUGUCAAGUAUGACAACACGAAACAUCCCGUUCUUGCAUGAACCGGCAUGACUCAUAGCUAGCACAACACGACACACGACUGACAUGGAACGACCCAUCGCCAAGUCAACUGCAAAGUCUUGUAAAUCAAAAUCAAAACCAAAAGAAGCCUAAUGACAUCCUACCUUUGACUUCAUCAUACAACAAUAUAUAACCACCGUUGAUCUUCAAAAUCCACAAUCUCGGUCGUUGAAAUUUUAAUAGUUGCCAAUAAGAUUAUGAUCCUGUAGCGGACUCCACGUCGUUUGGAAUUAAAAAGUUUCCUAACAGAAAAACCUGUAAUUCUCUGCAUUUUCUCCCCUGUCUCUUCCUCUCCUCUCUCCGACCUUCUCUCUUUUCAAAAACUGUUUGAUUUCCCAAUCUAGAUUCUCCAAAAGAUUUCAUCUUUGAUUCCCAUAAAAUUGAUCAUCCAUCAAUCAUCAUUGUUUGUCUUUCAGGAUUCUGUAUUUCAUACUGUAUGCUCAAAUAUUUAUUUUCAUAUUAUUGUUUCAGAUUAUUAGUUUGAAUUUCUGGGUUCUUAUUUCUUUUUGUUUUGGUCAAUGUCAUCCCCCUUUUAUUGAAUUCGUUUAUGGGUAUGCAUUAAUGUACAAAAAACAGAUAAUUUCUUUUGAGGUUUGGCAAGAAUAUUAAGAUUUGGCUUCUUAAAUGAAAAACCCAGAACCCAAUUUGGGAUCAAAAGACAAAUUGAUGUUGUUCAUGGUCUAUAAGGUGCUAUUAGAGAAACGUUUGUAGCAGUUUGACAUGAUUCGCCCAUCUGGUCGGUUUUGGGCUAUUUUUGUGUCAUUUUGAGUGAAUUACGAAUUCAAAAAAUUGAAUUAGCUGGCGAAGUAUCUUACACUGGUUCAUAGGUUUUGAGUGAUACGGAGGGAAAAGGAAUUGGGUAAUUUAGUUUAUAGUAUGAGAUGGGAGGUAAUUGUAUUUCGAAACUUUCAAAGGUUUGGUAUUGGUGCAAGCCACAUGAAAAGAUCACUAGAGAUAGUUCAAAGGGUGGUAAUAAAAUUCAAGAUAAUCCAUCAGAUGUUCAGGUUAAGCCACCUGAAAUAGUGAAGAUUGGUAGUAAAUUAGGAAGACAAGAUAGCCGAUUAAGUAGGCAGGAAAGCCGGUUAGGGAGGCAAGAAAGUCGAUUAGGAAGGCAGGAAAGCCGGUUAGGAAGGCAGGAAAGUCGAUUAGGAAGGCAGGAAAGCCGGUUAGGGAGACCAUUGAGCAGAUUAACAAGUCAAAGGAGUCGUAGCUAUAAUGUUAAUGUAGGAGACGAGGAAACGAGCAAGAAACAGCAGCAGCCUGUGCACGAAAGGAGGGUGUCAAGUGCAGGGCUGCAAGUGCACUCGGUUUUGAGACGAAAGACAGGAAAUUUGAAGGAAUUUUACAGUUUAGGGAAAAAACUUGGACAUGGGCAGUUCGGAACUACCUUCCUUUGUAAGGAAAAAGCAACUGGAAAAGAAUACGCUUGCAAAUCGAUUGCGAAAAGGAAGCUUAUAAACAAGGAAGAUGUAGAAGAUGUGAGAAGGGAAAUUCAGAUUAUGCAUCACUUAAAGGGUCAUCCUAAUGUGAUCAAUAUUAAGGAUGCUUAUGAAGAUGGUGUGGCUGUUCAUGUUAUCAUGGAACUUUGUGCUGGAGGUGAGCUUUUCGAUAGAAUUGUCAAGAGAGGUCAUUACACUGAGAGGAAAGCAGCUAAUCUAGCCAGGAUCAUAGUUAGUGUAGUUGAAGCUUGCCAUUCUUUAGGAGUCAUGCAUCGAGAUCUUAAACCCGAGAACUUUCUUUUUGUUAAUGAGGAGGAGGAAUCACCUCUUAAAACUAUUGACUUUGGAUUAUCUAUAUUUUUUAAGCCAGGGGAUAUAUUUGAUGAUGUGGUUGGUAGUCCAUAUUAUGUAGCACCUGAGGUAUUACGCAGGCGUUACGGUCCUGAGGCUGAUGUUUGGAGUGCUGGAGUCAUCCUCUAUAUACUUCUAAGUGGAGUCCCUCCAUUUUGGGCAGAAACGGAGGAAGAAAUAUUUGAGGAGGUUCUACGUGGUGACCUGGACUUCAUAUCUGAUCCAUGGCCCAAUAUAUCAGAAGGAGCAAAAGAUUUGGUUCGCAGAAUGCUUGUCAGAGACCCAAAGAAAAGAUUAACUGCACAUGAAGUUCUAUGCCAUCCCUGGAUUAUGGCUGACGGUUUGGCUCCUGAUAAGCCUCUUGAUCAUUCAGUGAUAAGUCGAUUGACUCAGUUCUGUGCUAUGAACAAACUUAAGAAAAUGGCACUUAGAGUUAUUGCUGAGAGGCUUUCAGAAGAAGAAAUUGCUGGACUUAAAGAGAUGUUUAAAAUGAUAGACACUGAUAACAGUGGAAAUAUUACUUUUGAAGAACUCAAAAAUGGACUUAAAAGAUUUGGUGCUAACCUUGAAGAGUCUGAAAUUCAUUAUCUAAUGCAAUCUGCAGAUGUUGAUAAUAGUGGGACAAUUGACUACGGAGAGUUCAUCGCAGCAAUGCUGCACCUCCACAGAGUUGAUAAGGAAGAUCAUUUAUGUGCUGCAUUUUCCUACUUUGACAAAGAUGGAAGCGGUUACAUUACUAAAGAUGAAUUACAGCAAGCUUGUCGAGAAUUUGGCAUUGAAGAAAAUCAUGUUGAAGAGAUUAUUCAUGAAGCUGACCAAGAUCAAGAUGGUCGCAUAGAUUAUAAUGAGUUCGUUGCAAUGAUGCAAAGAGGAAACGUUGAUUUGGGUAGAAGACAGAAACCUUUAAAUGUUGCAGUCAAAGAAGCACGUCAGUGAAAACUGAUAGAAAUGAAAUAGAAGUAUGGGCGGUAUACAACGAAGCCAUUCUUUAUUGAUUCCCCUUCUACUUUCAUGGUGGACAUGAUGAUGCAUGAGGUUCAUUUGCAUACAUAAAGAAGCCAAUGCAGAAGGGACUAGAGUCUUCCAGAUAGGAGAAGCAUUUGUUACAUUCAAGCACAAUAAUCAUGGCAAAAUGCUUUAUUUAUCAAAGUCAAGUGUUGCUGAAAGGCAUAGUUUUUAAAUUUUGGAUGCGAUUGUAUGAAGAUAGAUGCGUAAAGCGAAAUUGCAAGAAACUAUUUUUUAACAUUUAAACAGGUUCGAAUGUAUAUCAUAAUAUAAUAUAUAAAAAAAGUUGGUACAUCGAC